Piliocolobus tephrosceles (Ugandan red Colobus) is the source of this 2447-nucleotide messenger RNA. RefSeq names its product protein phosphatase 1 regulatory subunit 7 (gene PPP1R7). The coding region runs from base 582 to 1622 and encodes 346 amino acids. NCBI's taxonomy places the organism in Eukaryota, Metazoa, Chordata, Mammalia, Primates, Cercopithecidae. Gene Ontology annotation, molecular function: protein binding. The transcript has 9 exons. The record is from RefSeq and is a predicted model, not a curated record.
GGCUGGCGGCCCCACCAGCGCAAGUGCCCCGCACCUGCCCGCCUGCUCUCAGCAUCAAGAGAAGGCGGCAUUUCGCAUGGGUAAAAUCCGCGCCUGGACGCCGGGAGAAUGUUGUUGCUCUUGCCGUUCGGCCCAUUGUAUAGACGCAGCCAGCGAGGCUCGCAAAGGUCAGGGAUGCACGUAGGACUGGCCCGCACCUUGCAGCCACGGAAAGAUCCGCCUGGCCCGCGGCCCCUCCACGCCUCCGAGGUCGAGACAGUGACAUAAGUCAACUCUCGAGCCCAGGGCGUCUCUCCACUCUGCUUAGACGUCCACUCCGUCUGCCUGAAGCUACGGCCGGUGCGUCCCGCUUCGACUCCCUCUGCUUUCCUUUUCAGCUUCUCGCCUCCAGACUGUUCCGGCGCCGCUGCCUGAAAUUACCUGCCCCGGGGGAGGCGCGGCGCGCGCCGCGCAGCGCAGCCUCAUGACGAAACUACAACUCCCAUGAGGGGCUGAGCACACGCAGGCGCGCCGCGGCCGAACUCGCCGCGCCGGAAUCCUAUUGGCUGGGCCGACUCUGAGGCGGGAGCCCUGAUUGGUUGAUGGGUCUGAGGCGACAGAUUCCGGAAAGGGGAAGAGCAGCCAACAUGGCGGCGGAACGCGGCGCGGGGCAGCAACAGUCGCAGGAGAUGAUGGAGGUUGACAGGCGGGUCGAGUCCGAAGAAUCCGGCGAUGAGGAAGGGAAGAAACACAGCCGUGGCAUCGUGGCAGACCUCAGUGAACAGAGCCUGAAGGAUGGGGAGGAGCGGGGGGAGGAGGACCCAGAAGAAGAACAUGAGCUGCCUGUGGACAUGGAAACCAUCAACCUGGACAGAGAUGCAGAGGAUGUUGAUUUGAAUCACUGUCGCAUUGGGAAGAUUGAAGGAUUUGAGGUACUGAAGAAAGUGAAGACUCUCUGCCUCCGCCAAAAUUUAAUUAAAUGCAUUGAGAAUCUGGAGGAGCUACAGAGUCUUCGAGAGCUGGAUCUUUACGACAACCAGGUCAAGAAGAUUGAGAAUCUGGAGGCGCUAACAGAGCUGGAGAUUCUAGAUAUUUCUUUUAAUCUGCUGAGAAACAUCGAAGGGGUUGACAAGUUGACACGACUGAAAAAACUCUUCUUGGUCAACAAUAAAAUCAGUAAAAUUGAGAACUUAAGCAACUUACAUCAACUACAGAUGCUAGAGCUGGGAUCUAACCGCAUCCGGGCAAUUGAAAAUAUUGACACCUUAACCAACCUGGAGAGUUUGUUUUUGGGGAAAAACAAAAUUACUAAACUUCAGAACCUGGAUGCGCUCACCAACCUGACAGUCCUCAGUAUGCAGAGCAACCGGCUGACCAAGAUCGAGGGUCUGCAGAACCUGGUGAACCUGCGGGAGCUGUACCUUAGCCACAAUGGCAUUGAGGUCAUCGAGGGCCUGGAGAACAAUAUGAAUGACAAUCUCCUGGAGAGCUGGAGCGACCUCGACGAGCUGAAGGGAGCCAGGAGCCUGGAGACGGUGUACCUGGAGCGGAACCCCCUGCAGAAGGACCCCCAGUACCGGCGAAAGGUCAUGCUCGCCCUCCCCUCCGUGCGGCAGAUUGACGCCACGUUCGUCAGGUUCUGAGUCCUCCUUGCUCCUCCUAUGGCCCCUCUCCUCGGAAGAACUGCCCAGCCACGGUUUUUUAACCCACCUGUUGCUCCUGAGGUCGUCACUAUAUCAACAGUCAAAAACCCAGUGGCAAUAAAGGCACUGAGGAUAGCUGACGCGCGAUGCCACGUGCCAUUUUCAGAUGCCGUUGCAAUUAAACCUUGCCACACGGUCCUCCUGGGUGAUUGUGGACAGUUAUUGUAGCCACAGAGAGCACAUAAGACACGUUGCGUUCAUUCACUAGAAAUUCCUUUCUGUUUCCUCCUCUCAGAAGGCGGGCACAGUCCCCACCUGGGUUGUGUGAAACACAGGGCCUGAGAGUGCUUUACAGGCCUUCACGUGCUGUCCAGGUGGCAUUCAGGGGCUGGCCCAGCUGGUGUCCUGGUGUGCAGGGUUCAGGCAGUCCUGACCUGCAACACCAGAGGUUUUUUAGUCUUGUAAACCAGACAAUGCUAAUUUUUUAAAAAUUAGUUAAGUUAAAAAAGCAUGGGUAAAAGCUAACUCAGCCCUGUGUGCCUGUGUUCCUUAGAGCUCUCCUUUAAAGAGUGCCGGGCAGGGCUGACUGCUUUCACGUGUGCCUGUCAGUGCUCGCCACAGCCCUUGCCUGUGAUGAGUGAAAGCUCAGGUGUGGGGAGGGCAUCCGUGUCCCAACGGUGCUGUGCUGCUGCCAGGGUGCGAGCCCCACUGAGCUCUCCAAAGACGGCCUCCAAGGAUCUGAACUCUUGGCCACGUGUAUAGUGGCCUUCUGUUCUCACCCCAUUGUUAUUUUGGCUCUUUUAAUAGAAAAUGUACAUUGACAGA